Hippocampus comes (tiger tail seahorse) is the source of this 1750-nucleotide messenger RNA. RefSeq names its product noelin-like. Lineage: Eukaryota; Metazoa; Chordata; Actinopteri; Syngnathiformes; Syngnathidae. The record is from RefSeq and is a predicted model, not a curated record. The transcript has 6 exons. The coding region runs from base 243 to 1643 and encodes 466 amino acids. Gene Ontology annotation, biological process: signal transduction.
CUCCUUCCUGUGCGCGUGUGUGGGAAGCUUUUGAUGAGGAGACGAGUUGUCACUGCUGCAGGCGAUACAAACACACACACACACGCACACACACAGCACGAUGGAUGGUGACUCCUCCCCCAAUUGUCACACAAUGACAUCAACACACGCACAUUCGCGCACAGCGUGUAGGAUGUGUUGAGAGUGGGCCGGCCGCGGCGACGGAGCUGAAAGAAGAAAAGAAGAAAGGACAAGAAGGCAGGAUGGAGUCCGAAGAAGAAAAUGCGGUCAAGUCAUUUCUGCUCAUCCUUCUCCUCGCUGUCUCCUUCACGCCGGUGGGUCCGGCGGCCCCCCAGGGUCGGGAGGGUCCCGAUGGGGUUCAGGAGCGGGACGGCUGGCAGGUGUUCAGCUCGGCCCAGGACUCGGGAGGCGGUUGCGUGUGCACGGUGCUCACCCCCCUCAAUGGUGCCUGCUCCCGAGACGCUCGCAGCAAGCAAGUGCGACACCUGCUGGACAAGGUGCAGAACAUGAGCCGCUCCAUCGAGGACUUGGAGCGGCGCAGCCGCCAGGACAUCGGCGUGGUGGAGAAGAUGGAGGUGGAGCUAAGAGGCCUGGAGAACAAGUUCAAAGAGGUGGAGGCGGGGCAUGAGAGCAGCAGGGCCAGGCACUACCAGGCCAUGAAGGCCAAGAUGGAGGAGCUGCGUCCGCUCAUCCCGCUGUUGGAAGCCUACAAGGCCGACGCCCUUUUGGUGCGACGCUUUAAGGAGGAGGCAGCCAACGUGACGGCGACGCUGGCCGAGUUGCAUGACCGGGUGGCCCCGGUGGACUACCAGGACCUGAACGCUCGCGUGGCUGGCCUGGAGGACCGCCUGCGCGCCUGCAUGCAGCGGCUCGCUUGUGGGAAGCUAACUAGAAUAGCUGAGCCCGUCACCAUUAAGACCUCCGGAUCCAGGUUCGGCUCCUGGAUGACGGACCCACUGGCGCCCGCCGGAGACAACAGAGUGUGGUACAUGGACGGCUAUCACAACAACCGCUUCGUCCGUGAGUACGAGUCGCUGUCGGCCUUCAUGACAACGGACAACUUCACGUCGCACCGCCUGCCUCACCCAUGGUCCGGGACGGGUCAGGUGGUCCUGAACGGCUCGCUGUACUUCAACAAGUUCCAGAGUCACACGCUGAUCAAGUUCGACCUGAAGUCGUCGCUCAUCAGCCGCUCUCGCCAGCUGGACUUUGCCGGCUACAACAACAUGUACCACUACUCGUGGGGUGGCCACUCCGACAUCGACCUGAUGGUGGACGAGGGCGGUCUGUGGGCCGUCUACGCCACCAAUCAGAACGCCGGCAACAUCGUGCUGAGCCAGCUGGACCCUGAAAGCCUCCGUGUGGUACGCAGCUGGACCACCAACCACCCCAAACGCAGUGCCGGCGAGGCCUUCAUGGUCUGCGGCACGCUCUACGUCACCAACGGCUACUCGGGCGCCACCAAGGUCUAUUACGCCUUCUCCACCAACUCGUCCACGUACGAGUACAUCGACGUGCCCCUUGCUAACACCUACGGCCACAUCUCCAUGCUGGACUACAACCCGCGCGACAGGGCGCUCUAUGCCUGGAACAACGGCCGACAGCUCCUCUACAAUGUCACGCUUUACCACAUCAUACAGUGACAGUGUCAGGAGGCUUCAUCGGAACAUCGUCAAAUCGUCUUGUCCCGUCAUUACAUUAUGGUACGGCCACGACGUUGUGACGUUGCAUCGUUACGGCGUCACGACAU